AUGAUGGAGGGUCUUCCUGUUAUUAAACAAAAGAAACUCGAAGACUGCUUCCCUGACGCCCCGCCGAUGGCGCUGGACUUGCUGCGGCAGUUGCUGCAGUUCAACCCACGAAAGCGAAUAAGGAAACUCGAAGACUGCUUCCCUGACGCCCCGCCGAUGGCGCUGGAUCUGCUGCGGCAGUUGCUGCAGUUCAACCCACGAAAGCGAAUAAGCGCAGAGCAAGCACUGGAGCACCCCUACGUUCGUCAGUUUCACAACCCUGACGAUGAGCCCGUUUGCGGCCACAUAAUAACUAUACCGAUCGACGACAACACAAAGUAUUCAGUUGAAGACUACCGCGAGAAGGUUUACCAAGAAGUUAUAAAAAAAAAAAGAGAAACACGAAGACACAGACAUGCACACGGCUCCUCUUCUCAGCCUUCUGCUGCAGCAGCUGCUGCUCCCUCCAGCAGCAGCAGCAGCAGCAGCAGCAGCAGCAGCAGCAGCAGUGGAGCUGCUGAGGGCGCCUCUCGAAGCAGUGGUCACCACGGAGCCUCGCGCCACUCGGCCACAUAUCAGCAGCAGCCUGCUGCUGCUGCUGCUGCAACAUCUCAUAAGAGCAGCAGCAGCUACACAUACCCUCAGCAGCAGCAGCAGCAAGGUCACCACGGAGCCUCGCGCCACUCGGCCACAUAUCAGCAGCAGCCUGCUGCUGCUGCUGCUGCAACCUCUCAUAAGAGCAGCAGCAGCUACACAUACCCUCAGCAGCAGCAGCAGCAGCAUUCGCAGCAUUCGCAGCAGCAGCAGCAACGAAGCGGCUCGCUAGCGUCUUCCUACUCUCCCGCCAGUGGGGCCCCUGCUGCAGUGUAUGCACAGCAGCAGCACGCUGCAUAUGGGGGGGGGCCCCAAGGACGUGAUGCUGCUGCUGCUGCUGCUGCAGUGUAUGCACAGCAGCAGCACGCUGCAUAUGGGGGGGGGGCCCAAGGACGUGAUGCUGCUGCUGCUGCUGCUGAAACACGAAGACACAGACAUGCACACGGCUCCUCUUCUCAGCCUUCUGCUGCAGCAGCUGCUGCUGCGCAGUGCACCGGCCAGGAGCAGCAGCGUCAUGCUCAUCGUGUCUCUGGGUCGACGUAUCCCUCUUAUCCUGCUGCUGCAGGUACAGCAGCAGCAGCAGCACCAGCAGGAGCAGCAGCGUCAUGCUCAUCGUGUCUCUGGGUCGACGUAUCCCUCUUAUCCUGCUGCUGCAGGCACAGCAGCAGCAGCACGCAGUGUAUGCACAGCAGCAGCACGCUGCAUAUGGGGGGGGGGCCCAAGGACGUGAUGCUGCUGCUGCAGCAGCAGCAAUGUAUAGUGCAGCCGCAGCAGGCGGCCCUGGUUCUAGUGCUGUGUACUCACGAUAUGCGUGUGGGACUGGCAGCAGCAGCAGCAGCAGCAACAGCAGCAGCAGCAGCAGCAGCAGCAGCAACAACAGAGGCAGCAGCUCCUCUCUCCUGA
This is a messenger RNA of Eimeria mitis, 1476 nucleotides long. Its product is annotated as CMGC kinase, MAPK family TgMAPK2, putative. Gene Ontology annotation, cellular component: spindle pole centrosome; spindle microtubule; chromosome passenger complex. The transcript has 10 exons. The record is from RefSeq and is a predicted model, not a curated record. Bases 1 to 1476 code for a protein of 491 amino acids. Gene Ontology annotation, molecular function: protein kinase activity. Gene Ontology annotation, biological process: mitotic spindle organization; regulation of cytokinesis. Lineage: Eukaryota; Apicomplexa; Conoidasida; Eucoccidiorida; Eimeriidae.